CUGCCUUGUAAGUUUUGACCACCUCGCCUAUAACAAUGCCACCAGCAGCCUAUCGUCCCUUUUAUUACCGUUAGGAUCUCAAAUCCACAGCCGCAAUGCAACUUCUGCUACUCUUUCACUCUUAACUCUCACUCUAUUGUACUACUCUCUGCUCCAGGCCAUAAUUCUUGAAAUGGGGUGUUGUAUAAGCUGCAGUGCUAAAAGAAGGCCACAUCAAUGGAGAGCCCCAGACCACCAUCUUUCUCAACCAAAACUUCCUGCACCAGAACACAAGAAGUGUCAUGUCGCCGCAACCCCACCCGCUGCUUCACUUGAAGAAGAAACAGUAAAAGAAGUACUCUCUGAAACACCCAUCCCGAACUUACCACAAACGAGUCAAUCAACACAGCAGAAGACCACCCAAAUCCCCAUCUUCCACUAUCCUAAAAGAGAAGGCAACAAAAGAAAAGACGAGAAAGAAAUCGAAAGAACCCCUGAAAUCUCUCAAACCUCGGAGGUAUGCAGCAUUACUGACACUUACUCAACGACAACAACAGCAACGACAGCCACUGCUGUAACAGAGAUAAGAGAAGACGAGGUAACGAGCAAGAAAACAGUCAACAGAUCUCUAGUUAAAGCACCCAUAAAGCGUCCAUACAACGGCGAGAGAGAAAGAGGAAUAAAACCUCCGGUAAAGAGGGAGCUAUCCAGUCAGGCGAGGGCUAUGCAGCGCAAUGAAGGGUCUGUCAGAGUUGGAAGGGAACUAAGGGAGCGGUCAGGCCAACGGUCAGCGUCAGCGGCAACGCGGACGAUAUCCGGUAGUGUGGUAAGGGGUGCGGGAGAAAGCCCAGCCAAUAUAACUGGGAAAUCCGGUGGCAGGCAAGGGGAGGCGGGAGUGAGAGUAGGAAGUGGAGUAAAGAAACAGGUGAAAAGCGAAGAAAACGACAGCGUGCCGAUGCAUCUGCAGCAGCAGAAUGAGCCUGUUUCUCUUGAGGACCCACUUGUGUCCUUGGAAUGCUUCAUCUUUGUGUAAUUACUUGCUGCUGGUUUUUGAAAUUUUGGAAAGUGUUUUCCGGUUUUUCAAAAGUAAAAGAACCUGAAGCUGAAGCGGGUC
Messenger RNA from Manihot esculenta (cassava), 1093 nucleotides. RefSeq lists its product as uncharacterized. The record is from RefSeq and is a predicted model, not a curated record. Bases 173 to 1012 code for a protein of 279 amino acids. The transcript has a single exon. NCBI's taxonomy places the organism in Eukaryota, Viridiplantae, Streptophyta, Magnoliopsida, Malpighiales, Euphorbiaceae.